Metarhizium robertsii ARSEF 23 is the source of this 1284-nucleotide messenger RNA. Its product is annotated as het-d. The record is from RefSeq and is a predicted model, not a curated record. The coding region runs from base 1 to 1284 and encodes 427 amino acids. NCBI's taxonomy places the organism in Eukaryota, Fungi, Ascomycota, Sordariomycetes, Hypocreales, Clavicipitaceae. The transcript has 3 exons.
AUGACCGCGUCUUCUCCCGUCGUCAACGUCGAUCCCGACGGCGAAGUCAUCAUCGUCAUCCCGAGCCCAGCAGCGCCCUCCCGGCUCAGCCUAACCCAUCAAGAUGCCGCGGGAAAAGCCACGUCCACCAUCGCGACCGAAGACGACGUCGCGACCGAAGACGCAAGCACUCUCGACGCCUACUCUCAUCCAAUCCACCAAGCCUCCGAGCAAGACGGCAAGCCGUCCACGCUGCGCCUGAGGGUGUCCAAAAAGCACCUCGCCAUGGCAUCAACGCGCGCCAGGACAAUGUACCAAAUGGACUGCAAGGAAUCGACGCACGACGCCGACGGCUUCCUCCACUGGGAGUUUGCGCCCCUCUUCGACCCGGCGGCCUUCGAGACCGUCAUGCGCAUCAUCCACGGACAGACGAACAAGGUGCCGCGCGCCGUGACGCUCGACGCGCUCGCCGAGGUGGCCGCCAUCACCGACGACCUCGCGUGCCACGACGCCGUGCACUUCGUCGCCGACGCAUGGCUGGAGCGGCUGCAGCGCGCCCACCCGACAGAGAUAUGCCCGGACCUGUACAAAUGGAUCCUCGUCGCGUCCGUCUUCAGCCAGCCCGACUGCUUCCGCUCCACGACGCGCGUGGCCAUUAUGCAGUGCACGGGGUCGCUCUCCCCGGGGGCCACGCCUGUCCAUCCCGCAAUCAUCGAUGCCAUCGAGUCACGCAGGAGAGAUCUCCUGGGCGAGCUGGUAGCCGAAGCAGGGCUGGUCGUGCAGCGGCUGAGCCAGGGCGGCGGCGCAUGUACAUUCGACUGUCGGUCGAUGAUGCUCGGCGCGCUGAUGCAGGAGAUGCGCCGCGCGGGGCUGCACUCGCCUUGUUCGGGGCCGGGUGCGCCGCUGCCGCUGCCGAGCAUCUCCCUCAGCACGGCGCUGCACCGCAUGCGCAGCUUCCAGUCGCCGGCUGUCUACUCGCCGCAGGCGGAGGUUGACGAGGGCAGAGACUGGUGCGAGGGGUACGAGGCGGAUUCGGUAAGGGCGCCGGAGCGAGUGCGUUCCAGUGAGGGGUAUGGAUCAAGUCACUCCAUGUCGCGACAUCAGUAUAAAAAGCAUCGCAGGGUUGUCUCGGCGCCCCGCGGGAGGGAACAGGACGAGGGCUACGAUGGUUCGGCGACCGUGUUUAAGCACGAGUGUUGUUUGCGGAGGCUGCUCGAGCCGCUUAUUCAUGCCAUGGAGGCGAAAAUCACGGGGCUGGACGUGAAUGACUUUUCUAGCGUGUGUCAGACGAGAAGAGCUGUGUAG